Molecule: messenger RNA, 829 nt
Organism: Leguminivora glycinivorella
Lineage: Eukaryota; Metazoa; Arthropoda; Insecta; Lepidoptera; Tortricidae
Exons: 5
Coding region: 41-829 (262 amino acids)
Source: RefSeq, a predicted model, not a curated record
AACAUGAUGUCUUUAUCUGUUCAAUAGUUUUAAUCCAAUCAUGGAUGUUGUGAAGAUUUUAGUGCUAGUUUUCGUACUUGAAAGUGUUGGAGGCAUAAACAACAAAACUUGUUAUAAAAGUGAGGAGCCGAGAGUAUUGUCAAGAAGUAAAAGGUAUCUACUGUUUCCUGAAGGCAGCUCGUUUCAGUUGGUGUUCUGUCUGCAGACGACGGCCCUGAUCCCCAUAGCAGACAUCUUCCUGGUUGGCCAGACCGCGGCGCUGGCGUGGCAGAUGCCCGCGGACCCCGCCCUCUUCCACAUGUUUAAAGGAGAGAAGGUCGCACAGCGCAGGGACGAUCUUCAGAACAAUGUUUACUACUUCAAUAAGGAGGGGCAGGUUAUUGCCAAAGUGCCGCAUAAAAGAAAACCCAUUAAUCCAGUUUUCGCGAAAAGAAGCAUUCAAGACAAAUCAACAUACAAAGAGAAAUUAAGAAAAUUAAUAAUCGAUCGCGCGAAAAUGCACGAGAAUAAACUAAGAGAGAAUUAUCUACAGAAACAUCACCUGGAUAAAACAUCCCUAGAGUUCCAUAGAAGCAGCCGGGUAGAGCUACUAGAGAAGUUGGAAACAUUCUUCAGUGCGUUAGGUCAAGACGGGAAGCAAUGCGUUCUUCAUAGACUGUGCAAAGCGGGGCAAGGGUAUACGCAGCAAGGGACCUUCCUACAGGAGAUGUUUAGAACUAUAUUCACAUUACCUAAGGGCUCCUUCGACGAGGAAUACGACGACGCCCACGCCGCGAGCGACUGUGCCGCGUACACGUGCGAACACUUAGGAGAAUCUGGGAAUCUUUGA